This is a messenger RNA of Paecilomyces variotii, 4151 nucleotides long. RefSeq names its product putative DNA damage repair protein Mus42. The record is from RefSeq and is a predicted model, not a curated record. The transcript is spliced from 2 exons. Gene Ontology annotation, biological process: error-free translesion synthesis; error-prone translesion synthesis. Gene Ontology annotation, cellular component: nucleus. The coding region runs from base 272 to 3775 and encodes 1167 amino acids. Gene Ontology annotation, molecular function: deoxycytidyl transferase activity; DNA-directed DNA polymerase activity; damaged DNA binding. Lineage: Eukaryota; Fungi; Ascomycota; Eurotiomycetes; Eurotiales; Thermoascaceae.
CUUCAGUCUAACUUCGUUUCUUUAGUUCCUCCAUUAUUAUUAGUUGAUUCGAAGAUAUUUUCUUCUUCUUCUUUGGGUCCAAUUCUACUCUAACUGAAUCGCCUCCACUUUCUGCCGCUGCCCACCGCUCAACAAUCCGCCUCUCCCGUGACCUGUUUCCUCGCGUCGACCGCCACCAGACGUGUUACUGUGUAGAAAACGUGUUGUACAGGCUCAACAGGAUCUCUUGCUGACGGAGAGACACUGGAGAUGCUGUCGCAGUGUGCCCACUAUGGGCUCACUACAUGAAGCAAAUUCAAGCGCUGUGCGCAAAAGGAUCGAAGGCCAUACGUUCGAUAAUGAGGAGGGCGAGGAAUAUGAAGCCUCUCGAUUCGGGGGGUUUGGAGACUAUAUGCGGAGGAAGAAGAUCAAACUCCAGAAUCUAGACGCGGAAAUUCGAGCUUCGUCCCCCGGCAAGCCGCCGAUUUUUCGCGGGGUCGUCGCCUAUGUCAAUGGCUACACGCAACCCUCAUUAAACGACAUCCAUAACUUGAUCGUGAGUCACGGCGGAGGUUUUCUGCAAUAUCUCGAUGGGAAGACGGUCGCGACUCAUAUUAUCGCCAGCUCCCUAACGCCAAAAAAGCGGGAGGAAUUUCGCAGAUACCGCAUAGUGAAGCCAGCCUGGGUGGUCGACAGUAUCAAAGCUGGGCGGCUGUUGCCAUGGGAUGGCUAUCGCGUCGUGGAUGAAGGCCAGUCGCAGAAGGUCCUGAAAUUUGACUCUGGUCGCCUAUCGAGCCAGGCAAAUAUCCAGAAACAAGGCUACAAAGACCAGUCUGAUGCUAGCUGGUACACAUCUCAGCUCAAAGGCCAGGGCAGAGUCAGUGAGGACGUGAGAAGCCCGAUCUCUUCUCCUCCCACACGUGGUGAUGCCACACCAGUUCCUCCAGCUUCGAGCACUGGAAAGGAAUCUGAUUAUGGGGAGUUUCCUAGCAUGGAGUCGUUGACUGACAAUCGAGAUCCUCCAACCACUCCAAAACAAGCGACAGGGCCAGUAGAUGAAGAGGAGUCAGUGUUGAGGGAUCCUUUAGAGCAAUCUGCUCCUGUUUUUGAGCCCCCGCCAGAAGAUACACCUGCCCCGAUGGAGAUGCCCCUCAUCCGCGAACCCAUAGCUGCAAGACCCGGAAUAACGCCCGAAGAAUACAAUGCGCAGCUGCUGUCCGAUCCUCGCAUGAGAAAUUCAAGUGUAAUGAAUCCUGAGUUUGUCCAACAGUUCUACCGGGAGUCGCGCUUGCAUCAUCUUUCAACGUGGAAAGCCGAGCUGAAAGCACAGCUUCAGGCGGCUACUCAUGAGAAGUUACAGUCACAAGCUGCUAAGAAAAAGAGACUUCCUGGAGCACGUAGAUAUAUCUUGCAUGUGGAUUUUGACAGUUUCUUCGCUGCUGUCUCGAUCCAGAAGCGCCCAGAGCUUAUUGACAAGCCUGUCGCUGUGGCCCACGGAACCGGAAAUGGUUCUGAGAUCGCGAGCUGCAACUAUCCGGCUCGUGCAUACGGGAUCAAGAACGGCAUGUGGAUGAAAGGUGCGCUGCAGAUGUGUCCUGAUCUGCACGUGGUACCGUAUGACUUUCCUGCCUACGAAGAAGCCAGUCGCAAGUUCUACAGUUCAAUCCUAGCUAUCGAAGGUGUUGUCCAGAGUGUUAGUAUCGAUGAAGCUCUGGUGGACAUAACAAUGCAGUGCCUUGAAGCCGGGGGUUCGGACGGUAGAGGCAUUUCCGAGGGGUCCAUCUAUAGGGAGCAAGCCAGAGCCGAUGCGGUUGCUGCUCAGCUACGAGCUGCCGUAAAAGAGAAGACCGGAUGCGCCGUCUCUGUCGGUAUCGGAGGUAAUAUCCUCCAGGCCAAGGUUGCUUUGAGGAAGGCGAAGCCUGCAGGCCAGUUCUACCUCAAACCCGACGCUGUCCUGGAUUUUAUCGGGAACUUGACAGUACAAGAUCUCCCUGGUGUUGCGUAUAGUAUAGGUGGGAAGCUGGAGGAGCUUGGAGUGACGUACGUGAAAGACAUCAGGGAGCUAUCCAGAGACAAACUGGUCUCGGCCCUCGGUCCCAAAACUGGGAUCAAACUAUGGGAGUAUGCGCGCGGAAUCGAUCGUACUGAAGUCGGGACAGAGGUCAUGAGGAAAUCGGUAUCUGCUGAGAUAAACUGGGGAAUCAGAUUCGUCACUCAAGCUCAGGCCGAGGAGUUUGUACACAAUCUUUGCGGCGAACUCCACCGUCGCCUCGUGGAGAAUCUUGUCAAAGGGAGACAGCUGACGAUGAGGAUCAUGCGGAGGUCCGCAGAUGCUCCUUUGGAACCCGUGAAGCACCUUGGCCAUGGGAAAUGUGAUGUGUUCAACAAAAGCAUCAUCCUUGGGGUUGCUACUAACGCCAAGGACGUAAUUGCGAAGGAAGCCGUUUCGAUCCUCAGAGGCUUCAACUUUUCCCCUGGAGAUUUGCGAGGUUUGGGGGUUCAGAUGACCAAGCUGGAGCCUGUGAAGAGCUUGCAAAGCAGUCAACAACAGCUAAACUUCAAGAUGUCUCCAGUCCGUCCCAAGAGCGAGCCAAAGCCAAUGGCCGAUCCAGAUGAGGUUGACAGUCCACGCAAGGGUGACCGUUCCGCCUUGUCUGAGAUUUCAAGUGCUGUCUCCCAUGCGCCAUCCCUGAAUGACAGUACACAGAAGCCUCUCAAUCUCACCGGUACUCAGUUUAUCCUGCCAAGCCAGGCAGAUCCUGAGGUGGUGGCCGAACUUCCCGGGGACAUACGGUCACGAUUUGUGUCCAGGUCGAAGUCUGGUCCGGAAAAUACUCGUUCAGAAUCUCCUACACCAUCGUCUCGCCGUGGGACCGCUGCGAGAAGCGUGGAACUCCCUCCCCAAUCCCAGUUAGACCCGGAUACUCUCAAUGCCCUUCCUGAAGACGUACGUUCUGAAAUCCUUGCUUAUUAUGGCCGACCAUCCGCGAGGACGGGGUCAGUCCCUACUGCGCCUUCAUCACGACCGCAGUCCUCUGGCAGCUCUGGAUUGAAGGUCACAACUCCAACAAAGAAACGGCGAGGCCGGCCCCCAUCUAAAGGCCUCAAAGUUUCAGGGAACGCUACACUAACUCAGUCCAACUUUAUCCGAAUCAGACCGUCGAGUUCCGCUGCCGGUCCAGCAGAUAGCAUAUCCCACCGACAGGCAUCUCCACAAGUUGAUGAACCUGUCGAAAUAUCCGAGGACUUUCUUGCGGCUCUACCAGAGGAUAUCCGCCAUGAAGUCCUGGAAGAGCAAAAGCGAAUUCGUAUGCAGCAACGUUCCGCAAUGAGCGUCCCAGCCACAAGAAGGCCAGUACAGCCGAAGCCCGCAACCCCAGUCACCGUUGGACAGAAGCGUCUUCAGCUCCCUCCACGUCCAGAGAGGCCUACUUUUACAUCAAAGAAGCUAUCCACACUACCAGAACUCCGGGAAGCCCUCAGUGCCUGGUACUCUUCUUUCAGCACAGAUGGCCCAUUCGCUGAAGAUGUCGAAGCUCUAUCAAAAUACCUCCGACGUGUGGUCUUGGAAGAGAAAGACAUCGACAAAGCAGUCUCAGUGACUGAAUGGCUUUGCUGGUUAAUAUCCGACGGCCAUCAGAACAACCAGGAGUCAACGACGAGCGAUACCCCAGAGAAUAAAGAUACAAAUGCUCAAUCUUACCAAGCAUGGACUACUGCUCUCGAAAUGGUCCAGGAGAGCGUACAAGCUGCUGUACAGGAAAGAGGACUUCCGCCCGUUGAGUUUUCAUCGUAAUCAUGAAUGACUAUUGUCCUUCUUUCAUAUGUACUGUACAUAUAUACUAUUACCAAAUACCCCCAAAUCUUUGUCUAUAAUAGUUAGUUCAUUGGAUUGCCUCGCAACGGCUGAUUCUUGGACACAUACGAAUAUCACGAUUGAUGACCGUCCAUUUCAUAUCCAUAAAGAUAGAUAUUAUACAAUCUCGACAAGAGAAUAGAUAAUCCCUUUGAUGAACUCUUCUAAUCAGGCGUUGUCUACUUUUCCGUACGUCACCAAAUGCUUCUCUGUCCAACUAGGAAGUGACCAUGCGUCCAAACACCACUGGACCCCAUCUCCAAGCAGGUAAUUACUAACCACGUAGCUAAUAGCUACCUAAGAUGGUUCAAUAGGA